Messenger RNA from Neltuma alba, 1305 nucleotides. Its product is annotated as aspartic proteinase CDR1-like. Gene Ontology annotation, cellular component: extracellular region. Bases 1 to 1305 code for a protein of 434 amino acids. Gene Ontology annotation, molecular function: aspartic-type endopeptidase activity. The transcript has a single exon. The record is from RefSeq and is a predicted model, not a curated record. Lineage: Eukaryota; Viridiplantae; Streptophyta; Magnoliopsida; Fabales; Fabaceae. Gene Ontology annotation, biological process: proteolysis.
AUGGCGUUAUUCACAAAGAAAUCCCAACCUCUUUUGUCUGCUUUCUCCUUCACCUUCAUUUUCCUCCUCCUUGUUCUCCAUCCUCUGGAAUCUACUGGGGUCACAGUUGAUCUCAUACCCCGUGAUGCCUCAAAGACCUAUUUCGAUCGCUUGCAUGAUGCUCUUGAACGAUCCUCAAAACGUUUGAAUCAUUUCAAGUCAGUACUUUCGAACCUCGGAGGAAGCAAAAUCCAGACCCAGAUCGUAUCUGGUGGUGGAUCCUACCUCAUGGACGCAUCCAUAGGAACCCCACCAGCUAGGUUUCGGGGAAUUGCAGAUACAGGUAGUGACCUUGUUUGGACACAGUGCUUACCUUGUACACAAUGUUACAAACAAGACCUUCCCAUCUUUGAUCCUAGGAAAUCCUCAACGUACAAGAAAGUUUCAUGCAAAUCUAGUUCUUGUACGGCCCUUGAAGAAGCCUCAUCAUGCAGUGAAGAUGGAUCAACAUGUGGAUAUAGCUACGCUUAUGGAGAUGGCUCACAAACUUCGGGAGAUCUUUCCACUGAAACAGUGACGAUAGGCAGCAAUAAGUCAGGGUCGUCUUUCAAGAACAUCGCGUUCGGAUGUGCACAUGACAGUUCUGGGACAUUCGAUUCGUCUUCGUCUGGUCUUGUCGGGCUCGGAGGAGGAGCACUCUCGCUUGUUUCUCAGUUGGACGAGAAGAAAUUCUCGUAUUGUUUAGUUCCCAUCUUCUCGAACUCGUCGGGUAAAAUAAGCUUCGGUCGUGAUGCUGUCGUGUCUGGUUCUGGCGCAGUGAAGACUCCUCUGAUAUCAAAAGGCUUCUACUUUCUUACGUUGGAAAGUAUCAGUGUGGGAGACGAGAGAAUUACAUACAAAGGUUCAACAAUUAUAGCUCCUGAUGCAAACGAUGAUACUGAAGGGAACAUUAUUAUCGAUUCAGGGACAACCUUAACUUAUCUGCCGGCUGAGAUGUACAGUGAAGUGUCGUCGGCGGUGGAGAAAGCCAUCGGCGGUAAGAAGAUGGAUCGGAGCGAUUUGGGUUUGAGUCCAUGUUAUUCUUCUAGUGAUGACCUUAAUAUUCCAGAUCUUACAGUACAUUUCAAAGGUGGUGAUGUGAAGUUGGGUCCUUUGAGUUCAUUUGUCCGAGUAGAUGAAGAUGCAGUCUGUUUCACAUUCUCUGAUGCUGGGAGGAACGCUCCUGUUCCUAUAUAUGGGAACUUGGCCCAGAUGAAUUUCCUGGUGGCAUAUGACCUUGACGCCGGUACGGUGUCGUUUUCACCAAAAGACUGCACAAAAUCCUAG